AUGGCAAUAGAGAAAUCAAAAGAUAUUAUUUCUGGAAUUGAUGAUCUUAAAAAUGGAAGAAUACCAUUUAAUCCUAUUGGAAUUAGUGAAGGUACAGCUGCUGAAGAUUAUCAUUUAAGAAAAAUAUCUGAAGGAACUCUUAAUUACCAUCGAUUAAUAUCAGAAAAAGUUAUAUAUGACAGUCUACUUGCAUAUAUUAUUGACGCAUAUUUUGUGGAUAGUGGUACCGCUGAAUAUUUCACAAAUAAUAUAUAUUGUAAUUCAACUUUAAUUGGAAAUGAUUAUAUGCACAAGAUUUAUAUUUAA
Molecule: messenger RNA, 306 nt
Organism: Rotaria sp. Silwood2
Lineage: Eukaryota; Metazoa; Rotifera; Eurotatoria; Philodinida; Philodinidae
Source: the annotation of a GenBank genome assembly